Molecule: messenger RNA, 5433 nt
Organism: Xyrauchen texanus (razorback sucker)
Lineage: Eukaryota; Metazoa; Chordata; Actinopteri; Cypriniformes; Catostomidae
Gene: spns1
Product: SPNS lysolipid transporter 1, lysophospholipid
Exons: 15
Coding region: 216-1736 (506 amino acids)
Biological process (GO): transmembrane transport
Cellular component (GO): membrane
Molecular function (GO): transmembrane transporter activity
Source: RefSeq, a predicted model, not a curated record
AAUAUGGCGUCGUGCUGAGAUUGCAGAGAGGCAGCAAAACAGUGAAGUCGGUUAGCUACACGGUACGGUUUGAGGUCCGCCACUGUUCUUUGAAAAAUGUUCACACUGGAGGUAAGGUAAAACUAACACUCUGAAGCGUCUCAGGGAGACCCAGACACCGCCAGAGAAAGAAAUUUGAGGACGCGCCUGUCAACGCGUUGUAUUUUCCAGCAGUGAUGUCACAAACAGAUGCUUCUGCAGACACCACACCCUUCUUCUCGGAUGAAAAUGAGGGGGAGGGGCCUGUUGACAACGGGGUGGGGCAAUCUCAUUCUAAGGAGGAGGAGUCUGCUAGUGGAGUGUCAAAUAGAAGGGCUAUAUUGACAGUUAUUGUCCUCUGCUACAUCAACCUACUAAACUACAUGGACAGAUUCACUGUGGCAGGUGUACUCCCAGACAUUGAGCAUUUCUUCAACAUUAGUGAUGGCAAAUCAGGACUUCUUCAGACAGUCUUCAUCUGCAGUUACAUGUUUCUAGCUCCAAUAUUUGGUUACCUGGGUGACAGGUAUAACAGGAAGGUUAUCAUGUGCGUGGGUAUUUUCUUUUGGUGUAUAGUGACACUGGCCAGCUCCUUCAUUGGCAAAGAUUAUUUUUGGGCAUUGUUGGUGACGCGGGGGCUGGUGGGUGUUGGGGAGGCCAGUUACUCCACAAUUGCUCCCACCAUAAUUGCUGAUCUGUUCAUCAAGGAGAAGAGGACCAACAUGCUGUCUGUGUUUUACUUCGCCAUCCCAGUGGGCAGUGGUCUGGGUUAUAUAGUGGGCUCAAAGGUGGAUGAUGUGGCUGGGGACUGGCACUGGGCUCUGCGGGUGACCCCUGGUCUGGGGCUUCUGGCAGUGGUCCUCUUGGUGUUUGUGGUUCAGGAGCCAGAGCGUGGUGCAAUCGAAGCUCACCCAGAGCACACGGUGCACAGAACCAGCUGGCUGGAGGACAUGAAAGCGCUCUGCAAGAAUCCAAGUUUUGUUCUUUCCACUUUUGGCUUCACGGCUGUGGCCUUUGUGACAGGAUCUCUGGCCCUGUGGGCCCCUGCAUUCUUAUUCAGAGCGGGGGUCUUCAACGGAGAAAAACAGCCCUGCUUAAAGAACCCAUGUGACACCUCUGACAGUCUGAUUUUUGGUAUCAUCACAGUUGUAAGUGGUAUUCUGGGUGUAGCGGGUGGAGUACAGGCCAGCAAGUUGCUGAGGAUAAAAACCCCACGAGCUGAUCCUCUGGUUUGUGCUGCAGGACUCCUCCUUGCUGCUCCAUUUCUCUAUCUGUCCAUCAUGUUCGCUCAGGCUAGUACUGCGGCCACUUAUGUCUUUAUCUUCUUGGGUGAAACAUUCUUGUCUAUGAAUUGGGCGAUUGUAGCAGACAUCCUCCUAUAUGUUGUGAUCCCCACACGGCGCUCCACAGCAGAGGCCUUUCAGAUUGUGCUCUCGCACCUGAUGGGUGAUGCUUUUAGCCCCUACCUCAUUGGAGUGGUGUCCGACUCGCUAAAGAAGUCUGACUCGUAUAUGUGGGAAUUUCGCUCUCUUCAAAUGUCACUCCUGCUGUGCUCCUUCGUUGCCGUGGGGGGUGGAGCUUUCUUCCUGGCUACAGCCCUCUUCAUUGAGCAAGAUAGAAAUCUGGCUGAAAACUACGUGCCCUGUGAUGAUGCACCAAUUGUUGUUCCAAAGAGGGGCAGGUCCACUAAAGUAACAUUAUCAAGCGUUUUAAUUUGAGACGCCAAAAGGAUUUGGCUGGUUCUCGGUACAGGGAACAACUGUCUGAUUUGCUUAGACAGACGGCACUUGAGUCGCCGACAGCCAGUCCUGGAGCAGUUUCAGACAAAUAACUGAUUGGACUCUCUUCAUAAUAAGAAGUUUUAUAGUAAAUUAUUAUAUAUUAUUAUUAUUAUUAUUAUUAUUAUUAUUAUUAAUUUGUUUUAUUCUUUUUUUUUUUUUUCCUUUUUCAUCUUAACACAAUAUUGAUUUUGGGAACAUGUCAAACUAACAAAAAUUCAAUUAAUGUCUUUCCUGGAAGUUCUGUGGCUAUCAAUUACACAAUAUCAAUUUGCUGUCUGUAGGGAGUCAAAGGUCAGUGAUACAGGUCAAACUCAGUUGCUGUUAGUCAGAUGUCUUUAUAGAAACUGAUAAAGAUGGUUUUUAAUCAAGUUGAAACCCAAUGCACUGUCAGAGUGUUGUUGCAUUUUGUUUUGUUUUUUUUAGCCCCAAAACCAGACUGCAACUACAAACAGAUUCAGACUAAACUUGAGGAAUACACUGAUCAGCACUGUCUAUAAUCUUCCUUAACUGCAACUUUAGUUUUUCAUUCUCUUUAAUAUAAUUUCUUCCAUAAUACAGUUGAGCUUCUUUAAACUCUUUUAGGAAGGACACAAUAAAACAAACACUAAUGCUGCCAUGAUUCAAAUAUAAGCUUAAUUUGAUAAUGAUAAUUGUUUUAUUAAUUUUAUAUAUAUAUAUAUAUAUAUAUAUAUAUAUAUAUAUAUUUCUUGCAAUGGCAUGUCUCCUGUCAUCCUGUCAAGAAGGGGAACUGUCUGAAAAAGUUUUUUUUUUUUCUUUUAUUAAUGCAGGCAGUUUCUUUUAUUAAUGCAUUCCCUAUGCUGUUAGUAAAAUUUGCAAAACAUUGCUUGUUAAUCUUGUUUUGUAACUUUUUUAAAUAUUAAAUGACAGCUUUUAUCUUAUUUGUGUCUGCUCAUUUUUCACUGUCAAAACAAGCUUUUAUUAUCUAUGUCUCCUAGCAUGACUUUCAUAUACAGCUUAUACUAAUAAUAGCACAUUUUUUUUACUUAAACUGCUUCAUAUCUUUCUCUCUGUCUCUCGCGUGUUUUGUUUCUCUCUCUCCAGUGGCAGGAACGAUGAUCAUAAGGUUUUCAGUUGCAGUGGUUUCCUGUUUGUAGGUGGGAUCUAGAGAUGCAAGCUUGCUUGGUAAAAUUGCUGAGAAUUUAAGUCUCAUGAAUGAACUAUGAAAACUGAAGUGCCUGAAUCGAAUUGAGUAUUCGCCGUACUGUGGAACAUUUGGUGAUUUGUUAUGAUCAUGUGAGAAAAUACUUGUACAUACACCAUUCCUGUAAUUUGUGCUUAUGUGUCUUUGUGUAGGUUACAAGAACACCACAAAAUGCUACAAGAGUGGGUGACAAGUUUGAGAAGUUAUGACUCACUCAUCAUGAAGCUCAGCACUUGCUUUUUAAAACAUGCAAUAUUUAAAAUGUUAAUUAAAAAUAUUUAACCUCAUUCCUUUCUCCAGAAACUGCUAUUAUGUGAUAUUUCAUCUAGUAUUGGUAAUUUAUUGAGGUAAAUCAUAAUGAAAGUAUAUCAAUUAUGCCUCUUUUGGUCAUUAUUGUUUUUAAAAAUAGCCAAUUAUUGUUUGAAAUAGAACCCUGGACAUAAUUGGGUGCAAUUAAAUUAUAAUCUUGUUCUAAUGUGGUCACAUUCUCAGACUAAUGUAGGUCAAAAAAAGGACUGUGUGCUUUUUGACCUCUUUGUGGGUGGUCGCUGCUACCUUUGGAUGUCAAACCAAAUAAAAAAAAACAAGAAACUGAAUAAAAUCUGCAUAGUGACAGAAAAGAGCAAGAAACCAAUCCUCUAGAUGAAAGCAAACAAGGGGGGAUGUGAAAUGUAGAAAGCAUCCACUUAGAGAGAGAUUGGGGGAGAAAGAAAAGAUGCUGAGUGGUGCAUGCAACUGAAUAGCAUUUUCAAUGAGCCAAUGAGGAGAGAGAGCAAGUGCAGCAAAAAAAAGAGACUUAAAAGUAAAGUUAUUUGCGCCAAAGGCCUAGUAGAUUAGUACCCACCUAAAUUGCUCAUAUCAAAUAACAAGACUUAAGAAAUUAAGUUCAGAUUAAGUGCAGAUAUGAGCAUAUGUUGCUGAUAUUUGGGUUAGGAUACCGAGCAAACGGGAGAAAGAGAGCAAAGGGACUGCACCUGAGGAAUAAGAUAAGGGCUUGCUGUGUGGGUGGCAGAAUAAAAAAUGGUGGCACCUUUAGUGUGAGCUGCGAGUUAAGUGUGAAUUUUGCAAUCUGCAUUAAGCGUGUCAACUGGUCUCCAGUUUGGUUGCAGAUUUCUGCUGAGCAGAACGUGUGGUGUCUUGACUGAAUUUGCUACUAGUAAUCAGUUAUGGACACUGCACUGCUGUCUGUUGUGGGCGGUGCUCUCCUCCUGUCAAUCAUCUUUGUAACCAGUCUUUGUGUAGGCUGCUGGGGCCGCAAACAACCAAGUAAGGCAAACGGUCACUUCCAAAAUGCAUCCGUCUAAAACAAAAAUCAAUCUUUCUUUUUCCAGAACUGCAUGCUAAAAUAAAAUGUGGUGGUAUAUGGUAAUCCAAAUAACAAAUUUACUGUACACUAACUGCCUAUUGGUAUACAGGUAUGCAAAACUCUAACAUCUUAAGAAAGAGUUGUACCAUAACGUUUGCUGUGUCUGUCUCAAUACUUUGUAAGUGCAUCAUGACAACAUUUAGUUAGUACAUUAGUAUUUCCAAACUAUUUCCUCUGUAGCAUCCAUCCAUCAGAGGUCCAGUGAUUCUAGUCCAGAAUACAACUCAACGUAAGGAAUAAUAUCUCUCACCCACCGAACAGAGGAUGUGUCUCUUUUCAGAUUGCAAUUUUCAUAAAUAUUGUGGGGUCCAAAAGUCUAGGAUCAUUUCUGAAAAUGCUUCUUAUAUUUAUUUUAAAUUACAUUAUUAUGCAUAACAAUUUGAGUGAAAAAAUAAAUAAAAAAAUUGAGUUUUUAAUAUCUGAUUUGGCCCCUUUUGCUUUAAUGACAACAUACACUCGAGCUAGCAUGGACUCCGCAUGUUUGAACAAGCAUGAUUUGAAACGUUCUAAAGAGCAUCUUGUGUGCUUCAGUGAAAGCAAGCAAAUCUAUCUGACCUUUUGUACAAAGGAGUCCAUGGUCCUGUUCAUGAAUAUCUUACAUUUGAUAAGUGAAUUAGAAAUAGUGCACUGCCAUUUUACAUCACAACAUUUCUUUCUUUCAAAUUAUACAACAUCCUUCUACUACAACUGUUUAUUUCCAGUUUUAAAUUUGAUUUUGAAUUACACAUUUUUAAUGUGGUCUCAGACUCUUGGACCCCAAAGUUUUAACUCACCUGUUUGAGGUUGCAUGUGUGUGUUGGGUUAAUAUUUUCUCUUUCUUUCUUCAUGCAGAUCAGGUUUCAUGGGUAGGCAUCCUGAGUCUACAUGUAAAAAAAAUUGUCUCAUCAUAAGCUAUUACAUAAUGAGCACCGUUUGUGCUCAGAUAAAUGCAUCUUAAAAUUUGUUUUUAAUUCAGACAAGGAUGACAAUGGUUGUCUCCCUCUCUUAUUCAGAUGCACCCCAUUUAGACCAUCAUAGAUUUCAAACCAUGCCUUACCCACUACCCAAUUCCCUGAGUUCUCCAUCCAUUACUGUAGAGAAGAGACCCUCCUGUCCUCCCUCAGAAA